AUGGAACAGUCAACUAAAAAUCUAAAUGAGGAAGAUACAUCCAGACAUACUAACUUAAAUGAAAGGCCUCAUAAAGUCAUUAUUGACUGUGAUCCAGGUGCUGAUGAUGCUCAUGCAAUCGUAUUGGCACAUUAUCUCUCAAAAGUGCAUUAAGUAGAAAUUCUGGGUAUCACAACUGUAGGAUGCAAUCACACAAUAGACUAAGUUACAAUAAACACUCAGAUUAUUUUAGAGACUCUCAAAGUGAAUGAUAUCAAAAUAUACAAGGGGUUUUAGAAAGAUGACUUCAAGCAUAUAGAUUACUACUUUGGAGUUGAUGGAUUUGGCAAUUACGCAAAUGAAUAUAUAGAACAACAUGGAUCCUUAGAAGACAAACAUUUUGAUGGAUCUGUGAAUGCAACUUAAUUCAUUAUAAACUCUGUCAAAUAGUUCCCCUAGGAGAUUACACUCCUCUCAAUUGGAGGUCUAACUAACAUUAUGAGAAUAUAUCAAGAGUAUCCAGAGCUACCAGAAAUGUUUAGAGAAAUUGUUUUGAUGGGAGGAAACAUCAAAGGCUCAGGAAAUGCCCCCAACUGGUGCUCUGAAUUCAACUUUUACUAAGAUGCUACUGCUGCCAAAAAGUUUUUCGAGGCAUUCAAGAAUGUAACGAUGGUAGGAUACGAACUCUGCUUUGAAUUCUUCUAAAGUUUAAGCAAAGAGCAGCAAAGUUAAAUUUUCGACUAAGAUACAGACCUAGCUCGAAUGGUCAAGGCUUCUUACAGGAAUUCGUAUAAAAUUGAGAAUGAAAGAUAUUGCAUAUAUGAUUAAAUCGCUGUUGCUUGCGUUUUUGAGCCAUCAAUAGUUAAGAGUAGUAUAUACAAGCAAUUAAAAGUUCUAGAUGAAAGUGAGGCUGUAAGAGGUGCUGUUAUCAUUAACUGGCUUGACUAGCUUGUUACAGAUGAAACUACUAAAGUGAAAAUUAUCACUGAAAUUGAUCGAACUUUAAUGAGAGAGCUUCUAGAGGAAAGUUUGAAAGGCUAUAAUGAAGAUAUUUAUAAGAUUGCUUAACAGAAGAAAUAAGAGAACAAAGUAGCACUCUAAACUUAUCUAGAGGCUUUGGGUAUUCCUAAAUUCAUCAAGCUCAGACCAAACUUUGAAACUUUGUGUCAAGUUGUAAAUAAGCAUGCACAGAACAUUAAAUACCAGAAUCUUCACUUUCAUUUGAGAGAUAGGCCGGUAUUAUCUUUUGAAUUUAAGGAUAUGGUUGAAAGAAUGGUUGUCUAAAAGCUUGGGGGUCUAUGCUAUGAACAUUGUCAACUCACUUAUCAUGUAUUAAAUGCUUUAGGAUUUAACACAAAGCAACUAUUAGCUUAAAUUCUAAAGAAUACUGAGCUUAGGUUUGAUCCUAAUGUAUACUUUGAACAUGGAAUAUAGAUAGUAAACAUUGAUGGAUAGCUUUAUAUCGUUGAUGAUGGCUUCGGUGCUUACAGCCCCAAAUACCCACUACCUUUCAAUCCAAAAGAAUAGCUUUAGACUUAUGAGUUCUCAGAGAAAGAUAAAUAUUAGAUUCUAAAUAACGGAGAUCAUUUCGAGCUACAAUAUUAUGAAGGAGAUCAUUGGAGAAGAGGUUUUGGAUUUUCAUAUCCUUUUUAGUUUAAAUCACCCUAAGAAAUUUAGGAGAGAUACGAGAAUCAUGUUGCAAGAAGCAAAUUUUCAAACAUACGUGAUGGGUACAUAUUAUUCGGCAAGAUAUCAUAAUAAAUGAACACAGAAUUAGCUUAUAUGCGAAGAGUUGAGCCAUUUACAGCUUAUAUUAGAUACACAUCCAAUGAUGGUUAUGAAAAGCAAAUGAUAUAGAAUUAUCAGGAUUUGAUAGAGAUUGUUAAGAGAGAAUUCAAUUUUGAUUUACCUUCAAGAGAAGUGAUUAGAGAUAAUUCAGACAUUUAGCCAGAGUAAUGA
Molecule: messenger RNA, 1938 nt
Organism: Stylonychia lemnae
Lineage: Eukaryota; Ciliophora; Spirotrichea; Sporadotrichida; Oxytrichidae
Source: the annotation of a GenBank genome assembly